Messenger RNA from Parascedosporium putredinis, 918 nucleotides. The record is from the annotation of a GenBank genome assembly. Lineage: Eukaryota; Fungi; Ascomycota; Sordariomycetes; Microascales; Microascaceae.
AUGUUGACCAACAUCGCCGCCGCUCUCGCCCUCAGCGGCUUCGCCGUUGCUGGAAACUAUGUCACGUCUUCGCUAGGACCCGAGUGCACGCCCGUCACGCUUUGCAUUGAUGGCUACGACGACUGCGGUCAGAUGCUACAAUGUGUGCGAACCGGAGAAGAGCCCGAUUCCUCCCCGUGCAACCCGACCACCGUCACUACCACCACCCCGCCAACCGAUUACCCGACCUCGCAGCCGACGAGCGACUGCGCAUCGAUCACCGUGUGCGCCGACUACAUCAACGAUUGCGGUAUGAUGUAUGGAGGUUGCUUCCCCGACUGCAGGCCGUGGCCCACUUUCACGGCCCCGCCCUGUCCUACCGGCAGCUCCACUCUCCAAACCCGGACCUCUACCAACACCGACCAUCCGGAGUGUUCGGACGGUGCCCCGCGCACCAAGUGCGUGGACAAGGUCAACGACUGCGGCAAGAAGUACGGCGGAUGCUUCGAUUACUGUGCUACCCCAACGCCAUCCUUCUCCACCCCGCCCUGCCCGUCCACCAAGAAGCCCACCAAGCCUGUGCCUACCCGCACAAGGAAGACCCGACACACCUCCCAGACGAGGACGUCGUACCCUGACCCCGACCCCUCUGAUGACCCGUGCGCGGACAAUGGCGAGCUUUUCUUGUGUGUCGAUGGCAUCGACGAAUGCGGUAACGGCUGGGGAGACCCGUCAUACGUGAUCCCUACUCCGUCGUGCUCCAUCACCCCCUCACCCACCGUCGUUGACCCGGAGCCGAGCUGCGCCGAUAUCACUGUCUGCGCUGACUACGUGAACGAGUGCGGCAUCGCCUAUGGAGGCACCCACAAGCCCUCGCCUACCCCCACCUCGGGCGGCGGUGGUGGUGGCGUCUGCGGCAAGCCCAAGCCGAGGAACUGA